Molecule: messenger RNA, 2597 nt
Organism: Telopea speciosissima
Lineage: Eukaryota; Viridiplantae; Streptophyta; Magnoliopsida; Proteales; Proteaceae
Product: nitrate reductase [NADH]-like
Exons: 4
Coding region: 18-2597 (859 amino acids)
Biological process (GO): nitric oxide biosynthetic process; nitrate assimilation
Molecular function (GO): molybdopterin cofactor binding; molybdenum ion binding; nitrate reductase (NADPH) activity
Source: RefSeq, a predicted model, not a curated record
UCAAUCUUCAAAUUUAAAUGGCUGCCUUUGUUCAUAACGGACAGUACCUUGAACCCGGUCUGACCGGCGUCAUCCACGGCUACCGAACCCCUUUCACUCGGCGGUUUGCCGUUCCAGUGGACGAUUCUUCGAGUGAAGACGAAGGCGAGUCUGACUCUCAGUGGACGUAUCAUCUCCGAGAAGUUAACGAUGAGGUUGAACCGUCAAUCUUAGAUUUACGUGAUCAGGGAACAGCCGAUAGCUGGGUCGAGCGUAACCCGUCAUUGAUUCGACUCACCGGUAAGCACCCUUUCAAUUGCGAACCAUCCUUGACUCGGUUGAUGCAUCACGGGUUCAUCACUCCUGCACCACUUCACUACGUUCGUAACCAUGGCCAUGUCCCCAAAGGAAACUGGGAGGAUUGGACAGUGGAGGUAACCGGACUGGUCAAGCGUCCAACCCGGUUCACCAUGGACCAGCUCGUGAACGAAUUCCCGAGUUGUGAAUUCCCGGUCACACUCGUUUGCGCCGGGAACCGACGCAAAGAACAGAAUAUGGUGAAGAAAACUAUUGGAUUCAACUGGGGUGCUGCGGGUAUUUCCACUUCUGUGUGGCGCGGUGUACGGUUAAGAGAUGUACUCAAGCGGUGCGGUAUCUAUAGCCGUCAGAUGGGAGCAAUGAACGUGUGUUUUGAAGGAGCGGAGGAUUUGAAUGGCGGUGGUGGAUCUAAAUAUGGGACCAGCAUCAAGAUUGAGAUCGCAAUGGAUCCAUCGCGUGAUAUCAUAUUGGCGUAUAUGCAGAACGGAGAGCUUUUAACGCCUGACCAUGGGUUUCCGAUACGGAUGAUCAUACCGGGGUUUACUGGAGGGCGGAUGGUGAAAUGGCUAAAGCUUAUAAUUGUCACCACAGAGGAGUCAAAGAACUACUAUCACUAUAGUGACAACAGAGUCCUUCCAUCCCACGUGGAUUCCGAGCUAGCGAACACCGAAGCUUGGUGGUAUAAGCCCGAAUACAUCAUCAACGAGUUAAAUAUUAACUCCGUGAUAACAACGCCAUGUCACGAGGAGAUCUUGCCGAUAAACUCCUGGACGACUCAAAGGCCGUAUAAGUUAAAGGGCUACGCAUAUACAGGUGGAGGAAGAAAGAUAAUACGUGUUGAGGUGACAUUGGACGGUGGAGAAACGUGGAUGGUUUGCCACUUGGACAUUAAGGAGAAACCUAACAAAUAUGGCAAGUACUGGUGCUGGUGCUUUUGGUCCCUUGAGGUGGAGAAGCUAGAUGACUUAAUUGGUACCAAAGAGAUUGCUUUAAGGGCUUGGGAUGAAGCUCUCAACACUCAACCUGAGACUCUCAUAUGGAAUGUCAUGGGAAUGAUGAACAACUGCUGGUUCAGAGUGAAGGCGAGCGUGUGCAAGCUACAGAAUGGUGACAACUUUAUCGUGUUCGAGCACCCGACCCAGCCUGCAAACCAACCGGGCGGGUGGAUGGUCCAACAAAAGUACCUCAAGACAUCUGAGAGUAACCAGCCCAACACCUCCUCCGACGUGAUACCCAUGUCCGAGGUGGAGAAGCAUAAAUCGGUUGACUCGGCUUGGAUUGUCGUCCAUGAUCAGAUUUAUGACUGCACUCGGUUCCUCAACGACCACCCUGGUGGCUCUGAUAGCAUCCUUAUCAAUGCUGGAACUGAUUGCACCGAAGAGUUUGAUGCAAUUCACUCAGACAAAGCAAGAAAAAUGCUCGAAGAUUAUCAAAUUGCCAAACUAAUUACCACCGAUUCUGACUCAGCUAACUCAGUUCAUGACUCGUUCAAUUCAACUCUUCUUUCAAAGAACGUUGCUUUGAUACCAUGUGAAAAGAUCCAAUGCAAACUCAUCACCAAGACUUCACUCUCUCACGAUGUUCGUGUCUUUCGUUUCGCAUUACCAUCGGAAGAUCAAACCCUUGGAUUGCCGAUAGGGAAACACAUUAACGUUUAUGCUACCAUAAAUGGAAAGCUUUGCAUGCGUUCAUACACUCCAACAACCUCUAUUGACAAGGUGGGCUACUUCGAUCUCAUCAUUAAAGUCUAUUUCAAGGGUAUAAACUCUAAAUUCCCCAAUGAAGGGCUCAUGUCACAGUACUUAGACUCUCUUCCAUUGGGUUCAACUCUUGACAUCAAGGGUCCAUUAGGACAUAUUGAGUAUACCGGCCAAGGUAACUUCACCGUCCAUGGCAAACACAAGUUUGCAAAGAGGUUUGCAAUGAUCGCCGGCGGGACUGGAAUUACGCCGAUCUAUCAAGUUAUCCAAGCAAUCUUGAAGGAUUCUGAAGACGAAACAGAGAUGUAUUUGAUUUAUGCAAAUCGUACAGAAGAUGAUAUCUUGUUGCGAGAUGAGUUGGAUUCCUGGUCUGCAAAGAAUGAGAGAUUAAAGGUUUGGUAUGUGGUAGGAGAUUCAAUUAGGGAAAGAUGGAAGUACAGUGUUGGGUUUGUUACAGAGAGUAUUCUAAGGGAACAUUUGCCAGAAGGAUCGAGCGAUACAUUGGUAUUGGCUUGUGGGCCGCCGGGGAUGAUUCAAUUUGUUACACCAAACUUGGAGAAGAUGAACCACGACAUAAACAACUCGUUGCUUGUGUUUUGA